Molecule: messenger RNA, 2133 nt
Organism: Torulaspora globosa
Lineage: Eukaryota; Fungi; Ascomycota; Saccharomycetes; Saccharomycetales; Saccharomycetaceae
Gene: ACS1
Product: acetate--CoA ligase 1
Exons: 1
Coding region: 1-2133 (710 amino acids)
Cellular component (GO): cytosol
Molecular function (GO): acetyl-CoA synthetase activity; AMP binding
Source: RefSeq, a predicted model, not a curated record
AUGGCCCCUACCGCAAACGUAUCCUUAACCCAGGACGGCCCCAGCCUGGCCGUCCCUAAGCCUGCCAAGGCUGCUGCCGUCGCCCAACAGCACGACACGCCCCGUGAGUACGAGCAUCUGACGAGCGUGCGCGCGGUCAAGCAGCUGCCGAUAGCGGAGCGGCUGCAGCCUGGGCUCGCGCCCCAUUAUUCCCCGCAUCUCGAGGGCAUCUCGGAGUACGAACGGCUGUACCGCGAGUCGAUCGAGAACCCGGCCAAGUUUUUCGGCGACCGGGCGCGCCAGUUUCUGAACUGGACGCGUGACUUCGACACGGUGUUUGUGCCGGAUCCGGUGACGGGGAAGCCGUCGUUCGAGCAGAACGCGUGGUUUCUGAACGGGCAGCUGAAUGCGUGCUACAACUGUGUGGACCGGCACGCGUUGGCGUCGCCGCAGCGCGCGGCGAUCGUCUACGAGGGCGACGAGCCCGGCCAGGGCUACACUCUCACGUACCGCGAGCUGCUCGAGCAGGUGUGCAAGGUGGCGCAGGUGCUGUACCACACCAUGGGGGUCCGCAAGGGCGACACCGUGGCGGUGUACAUGCCGAUGGUCCCGCAGGCGCUGGUGACGUUGCUGGCGAUAGUGCGGAUCGGCGCCGUCCACUCCGUCGUGUUUGCUGGGUUCUCGUCGAACUCGCUUCGCGACCGUAUCAACGACGCGGAUUCCCGCGUCGUGAUCACAACCGACGAGUCGCGCCGCGGCGGCAAGAUCGUCGAGACGAAGCGCAUCGUGGACGACGCGCUCAAGGAAUGCCCCCGCGUGCGCCACGUGCUGGUCUACAAGCGCACGCACAACGAGGCGGUGUCGUACCAGCGGCCCCGCGACCUCGACUGGGACGACGAGGUGAAGAAGUACAAGGGCUACUGCCCCUGCGAGCCCGUCGACUCGGAGCAUCCGCUGUUCUUGCUCUACACGUCCGGCUCCACAGGCUCGCCUAAGGGCGUGCAGCACUCCACUGCGGGAUAUUUGCUCGGUGCGCUGCUCUCUAUGCGCUACACGUUCGACGUGCACCAGCCGGACGUGUUUUUCACCGCGGGCGAUAUCGGGUGGAUCACCGGUCACACAUACGUAGUGUACGGACCCCUUCUCUACGGAUGCACUACGCUUGUGUUCGAAGGCACCCCUGCGUACCCCAACUUUUCGCGGUACUGGGAGAUCAUCGACAAGCACCGCGUGACGCAGUUCUACGUGGCGCCCACAGCGCUGCGGCUGUUGAAGCGUGCAGGCGACUCGUUCAUUGAAGGCUACUCGCUCAAGUCCUUGCGGUGUCUGGGCUCGGUGGGCGAGCCAAUAGCCGCCGAGGUCUGGGAGUGGUUCUCGAGCCGCAUCGGCAAGGACCAGAUCCCGAUCGUCGACACGUAUUGGCAGACGGAGUCUGGGUCGCACCUGGUGACGCCGCUGGCCGGCGGCGUCACGCCCAUGAAGCCCGGUUCCGCAUCGUUCCCGUUCUUCGGGAUCGAGCCAGCGAUCCUGGACCCGACUACUGGCCGCGAGAUCGUCGGCGACCACGCUGAGGGCGUGCUCGCCGUCAAGGGCGCCUGGCCGUCGUUCGCCAGAACCAUCUGGAACAAUCACGACCGGUAUCUCGACACGUAUCUGCGCCCUUACAAGAACGUGUACUUUACCGGCGACGGCGCGGCACGCGACAAGGAUGGUUACAUUUGGAUCUUGGGCCGUGUGGACGACGUGGUCAACGUGUCGGGCCAUCGGUUGUCUACAGCAGAGAUUGAGGCAGCGAUUAUCGAGGACGCCAUUGUCGCUGAAUGUGCCGUGGUUGGUUUCCAUGACGACUUGACGGGCCAGGCGGUCGCGGCGUUUGUCGUGCUAAAGAACAAAUCGAACUGGUCGCAGGCUUCGGACGUGGAUUUGCAGGACAUCAAGAAACAUCUGAUUCUGACUGUGAGAAAGGAUAUCGGGCCUUUUGCUGCUCCUAAGCUGAUUGUGAUUGUGGACGACUUGCCCAAGACGCGGUCGGGCAAGAUCAUGAGAAGGAUCCUCAGGAAGAUUCUCGCUGGCGAAGCUGACCAACUGGGCGAUGUGUCCACGUUGUCGAACCCUGGAGUCGUGAGACAUUUGAUCGACUCGGUAAAGCUCUGA